Molecule: messenger RNA, 594 nt
Organism: Cinara cedri
Lineage: Eukaryota; Metazoa; Arthropoda; Insecta; Hemiptera; Aphididae
Source: the annotation of a GenBank genome assembly
AUGGGCUUAAUCGAAGCUCAUGACAAGCAUUUAAAUCUUAAUCGGGAGUUUGUGAAGAUAUUAGAAGGUACUGCAAUUAGUGGUAAUUAAAUAAUGCAAUGGUGGAUAACACUAUUUUUGCCUAAAAUAGGUAAAAGAUAACAAAAUAGAUGUUGUAAAGAUCAUAGAUGGAGUAAAAAGUUUAGGAUUAGCAAAUGGAAAUAUAGCAUGUAGAGAGGAAUUAUAUUAAUCUUGAAGACAAUAGUGAUAUAGUAUUAACUUUCUGUACUAGCGCAGGAGAAUUAAAAGUUAGAUUAUAUACUAAUACAAAAGUAUAAAUCUAGUAAAAGUAGAAGUUAUGGAUAAAGAGACACUAUCAAGGUUAAAAGAUCCCAAUGAAAAAUAGGUGUUAACUGUUCGCUAGGAGCGAUAUCAGCAAAUGAAGUCAAGCAAGGAUUCUUUGUCAGAGCUGGAGAAUUUCAAAUCCCUGAAGUAAUACAUGCGUAUCAAAAUCCUCAAGAAGAAGAGAAGAAAGGAAAUGAUGAACAAUGGCAGAAUCUUGCAAAACAGCAGCAAAAACAAAAAAUCUCUAGAAGAAGGCAAGGAGGGAAAUGA